AGGGAGGGCACGUCGGGGCCUCAGGCUUGCCCUCACCCCACCCAGCAAAGGGUCUGCUGCCCCAGAGACGCCCCUGACAAGGAGGGAGACCGAGUCACGAGGGCCCAAGCUAGUGACCCGCCACCUCCUCCUCGGACCCGGGGGUUGUGACCCCAGCCCCUCCUCCCUCAGGCCCAGGGGUCUGGCAGGGCUGAGUCCAGGCGCCCUCUCCUCUGCCCUUGCAGGGAUGCCCGGGGCAGCAUCGCACUCGGAGCACAUGGAGGCCGCGCAUGGGGAGCACAUGGAGAGCCAGGUGGAGGAGGAGGGCCUGGGGGGCCUCACAGCAGAGGAGCUGCGGCAGGGCCAGGAGGCCGCCCGGGCGCUGGAGGCCAGGAUGGCGCUGAGCGCCCAGAGCCUGGUUCGGGCCGAAGUGGAUGAGCUCUACGAGCACGUGCGUGCCCUGGGCCAGGGCCGCUUCGGCCGCGUCUCUCUGGUCACCCACCGGCAGGAAGGCACGGUGCUGGCCCUGAAGCAGCUGCCGAAGGCCUCCACCACGCUGCGCGGCUUCCUCUACGAGUUCUGCGUGGGCCUCUCCCUGGGCUCGCACGCGGCCAUCGUGGCGGCCUGCGGCGUCGGCCUGGAGUCGGCCGACUCCUACAGCUUCCUGACUGAGCCGGUGCUGCACGGCGACCUCAUCGCCUACAUCCGCCCCAAGGUGGGCCUCCCGCAGCCGGCUGCCCAGCGCUGCGCGGCCCAGCUGGCCUCAGCCCUGGAGCACGUCCACUCCCUCGGCCUGGUGUACCGGGACCUCAAGCCUGAGAACGUGCUGGUGUGCGACCCCGACUGCCGGCGGGUCAAGCUGGCGGACUUCGGGCACACGCGGCCCCGGGGGACCCUGCUGCGCCUGGCCGGGGCCCCCAUCCCCUACACGGCCCCCGAGCUCUGCGCGCCCCCGCCCCUUCCCGAGGGGCUGCCCAUCCAGCCCGCCCUGGACGCCUGGGCGCUGGGUGUCCUGCUCUUCUGCCUUCUCACCGGCUACUUCCCCUGGGACCAGCCGCUGGCCGAGGCCGACCCCUUCUACGAGGAUUUCGUUGUCUGGCAGGCCUCGGGCCAGCCCGACCACCGGCCUCGGCCCUGGCUCGGCCUGACGCCCACGGCCGACAGCCUGCUGUGGGGGCUGCUGGAGCCCCAGCCGCGGAGGAGGAGCCCCGUGAGCUCGGUCCGGGGCUUCCUGGGGCGGCCCUGGAGGCAGCGGGAGGGGGAGGCUGAGGAGGUGUACCUCGGGGAGGACGAGGACUCGGGGUGAGGAGGGCGGGGCGGGAGUGCCCCCUCCGCUUUGGGGGGCGGCUCUUGGCUGCUCUGCCGUCUGUCUGCCUCCUGUCCUUGUUUCCCACCUCACCGUCUGUCUGCGGCCUCGCCCGGGGGUCUCUGAGCGGCCCCGUGUCAGUCCGCACCCAUCCACCUUCCCAGCCGCGGCACCCACGGCCCCCAACCCCAAAUCAGCCAGGCCGCCCCCGCCCCUCUCCGCUGCCCUUCCUCUGUGACACUCCUUCCCGUCCAGCCACAUGGCUGCCUGCAUUACCCAUCCCGGUUGUUCUGUGUCUUCUGCCGGAGUGUGGGCUCCCAGAGGCCCGGGGUCUCGCCGGCAUCCCCUCCGGUGGAGCCCACGCACAGGAGCGAGCGUGCCCGUGCAGGCGGCCCACAGAUGGAGUGCACGGCCCAUCCCUCCGGUUUUGCACGGCCCUCCUGCGCACGCCUGUCGUCCUGCCCGCGUGUCUCCGCUCGCUGGGCGCCCUCCACUCCCCGCCUCACUCCCUCUGCCCCUUGUCCCACCAGCUGGGUCUGUGCCCUCUUGGUAACGCGUUUUUGUCUUUCUAACUCCAGUGGCUCUCUGCAAAUAAAGUCCUUCUGGUACUUA
This is a messenger RNA of Cervus elaphus (red deer), 1897 nucleotides long. It is a transcript of the gene SBK2, whose product is annotated as SH3 domain binding kinase family member 2. The transcript is spliced from 4 exons. NCBI's taxonomy places the organism in Eukaryota, Metazoa, Chordata, Mammalia, Artiodactyla, Cervidae. Gene Ontology annotation, molecular function: ATP binding; protein serine/threonine kinase activity. Bases 227 to 1285 code for a protein of 352 amino acids. The record is from RefSeq and is a predicted model, not a curated record. Gene Ontology annotation, biological process: peptidyl-serine phosphorylation; peptidyl-threonine phosphorylation.